UCUUAAAACAAACAAACAUGAACAUUAAGUUGCAUGUUACUAUUCUGAAGUUAUUUUAUUAUUAAUAAACAAUCCUGAACAAAUUGCAAAGAGCGGUUUACACGGGCUCUUCAAUUAUGCAGUAAUCUUGCACUCUAUCUUUGCAAGCUGCAUUGCUUCCGGAGCCGUUUGUUCAUGCAACAUUGACGCCACACUUAUUGCAAGGGAAAUGUUUCGUUGCAGAGUCUCAAAUCACGUAGUGAAGAAAAAUGUCAGGUAUCAUAACCUUGAUAUUAAGUUUUCGUUUCUUUUCCAUUAAUUAUCGUUCAUCUGGGUUUAAAUGCGGAAAAUUGAUGUUUGACGAGAAAUUAUCAUGCCGACUCGCAUCACAUAUUUUUUCAUGUUACUUUUAACAUUUUAACUCAAUUUCCUCUGUCAUACUUUUCUGCUCUGAAACAUGUUUUUAUCGUUUUGUUUAUGUCUUUUCCUGCAGGGGAAAAAAAAGGUAGUUGAGACAAAAUACCUUUAAAAAUGAUGAUGAAUUCCUUAUCUGUGACAUGAGUUAGAAAAAGAAAAAGAAGAAAAGGGGAAAACAGAGAAAGAAAAAUAAACGAAAGAAAGCAAUAAGAAAAAAUAUAUAUAUACAAAAUGGAAACAGGAACCUAAAAGAGUGAAAAAUGUGAUCAUGUGAUUGUCAAAAUGAACGAAUAAAAACAAACAAACAAUAAACUAAGCACUGGAAAGCGAAAAAAAGUGAAGAAAAAGAAAGAAAGAAACAGAGAAGACCAGGAGAAGAGAGAUUUCCCACCAUAACCUCACACCUCACCCGCUUACGCCCACGCCCUCACUAUAAGUGUGGUAGCGCGUCACGUGGGCGGGUGGCAGCAGCGUGGGCGGGAGCGGGUUGCCAUGGUGGGCGUGUAUGAGGUCGGCAAGUGGGGAUGGAGUGGGCGGACGGGCGGCAGCGAGAGGAACCACAAGAAAGUCAACAUCCACGUGAUCUCUGAUGGCAUCACCCGGCUGCCCAUCCUGGAAGGGGAAAUAUCGCACAUUGAGAUCCCCCGCGCCCAUAACCCGCUGGGAAUCACCAUCGUGGGCGGCGCGGACACUCCUCUGCGCUGCGUGGUGGUCCAGGAGGUGUUCCCCGACGGCCUCGUGGCUCAAGAUGGCCGCCUGCAACCUGGGGACCAAAUCAUCGAAGUGGACGGCGUGGACAUGACGUCAGCCACUCACCAGGCUGUCUGUCAGUCACUCAGACGCCCUCAGGCUGUGCUCAGACUGGGCGUCUACCGGGAGAGGAUCGAGGCUUACCGGACCGCGUCGCCCCAGUCCUCGACCGGGGCGCUGCAUCAGGGUGAGAUGGUGGCCGUGACGCUGCGCAAGGAGAGCAGCCGGCAGCUGGGCCUGAAGCUGGGCGGCCGCCGCACGGAGCCGGGCAUCUUCGUGAUGGAGGUCCUGGACGGGUCCGUGGCCGCGCAGGACGGCCGCCUGCAUCCGCACGACCGCAUCCUGGCCAUCAACGGCGUCGACGUCCGCUACGCGCGCCUCGACCACGCCUCGCGCCUCAUCCAGCAGAGCGCCGCGCACGUUGGCCUCGUCGUCAGCCGCGGCGCCGUCGCCUUCGUGUCCGCGUGCGACGUGCCCUCGCCCGAGUGCCCGCGCCCGCCGUCGGCCGCGUGGCGCUCGCCCUCCGCCACGCCCGACGCCGAUUGCCGCGCCUCGCUCGACCGCGCCAGCGCCAGCGACAGCGGCUGCGGCGCCAUGGAGUACGGCCGCUCGCCGUCGUGCGACUCGCUCAGCGACCACAGCCUCGUGUCGUCCAUGAUGUCGUCGCCGGGUGCGCGCCUGCCGUCGGAGGGCGGCGGCGGGGGCGGCUCCCCCCCGCGCGGCGGCUCCCCCGCCACCUCCUCGCCCGGAUACUGCACCUCCGACACCGACGACAUCGAGCCGCACCCCAGCCACCCGCCCAUGCCGCCCGCGCCGCACCCGCACGCCCUCCCGCCGCACCUCCCGCACCAGCCCCUCCCCCCGCACCACCUCCAGCAGCAGCCCCCCCCGCACCAGCACCGGCCGCACCCGCAGCCCCCGCCCGAGGCCCCCCACUACCCCCACCCAGCCAGCCCCCACGACCGCCUCGCGCCCCCCGAGGAGCACCUGCACGCGCCCGCCCACGCGCAGGAGGCGGCGCCCGCGACCCCCCGCGCCGCCCGCCCGCCCGACGACGCCGCCAACAUUAUGGCCGGCCUCAAGCGCGCCAUGCACCCGCAGAACCAGCAGCUGCAGCAGAAGAACGUCUCCAUAAAGAAGGCGACCAAUGAGAGCCUGGGCAUGCGCAUCGGAGGGGGCGUGUCCAGCAACGAGGGAGACACGCCCAUCUACAUCGCCAACAUCAACCCCCAGGGACCCGUGGGCAGAUGUAGGACCAUUAAGAAGGGCGACGUGUUGCUGUCGGUGAACGGGCAGUCGCUGCUAGGGCUGACCCACGGGCAGGCCGUGGCGCUCCUGAAGGCCACGGCGGAGCUGGCGGGCGUGACCCUGUCGCUGCUGGAGGGCCCCGAGACGUCCCUGGGCACCGCCAACUUCGUGCCGUCGUGGCUGUACUGGCAGAAGCUGCCCCGCUCGCUGCACAUCUCCAAGAGCGUGGUGCUGCACCGCGCGCCGGGCGCCUCGCUGGGCUUCAGCAUCGUGGGCGGCUCCGACCCGCAGCGGGGGCCGGAGCCCAUCCACGUGCUGUUCGUGGUGCAGUCGUCGCCGGCGGCGGUGGACGGCAAGCUGCGCUGCGGCGACCGCCUGCUCUCGGUGGACGGCCACACGCUCGAGAUGGUGCGCCACUCGGCCGCCGUCAGCCUCCUCAAGCAGGCGGGCCAGAGGGUCCACCUCGAGGUCGUGUCGUGGCUCGGCACGGAGCUCUGACCUCGCUCGGGGGCCGGGCUCCUCGCGGGCUUCCUUCUCUUCCAAAGCCUCGGCCGCCGGAAGCCGAGCGACGGCGGGGCGGCGAGCGACGCGUCGGGGCCCGCCACGGCGCGGGGGGGGACGCGCGCAGA
This is a messenger RNA of Penaeus chinensis, 3023 nucleotides long. Its product is annotated as ligand of Numb protein X 2-like. The record is from RefSeq and is a predicted model, not a curated record. NCBI's taxonomy places the organism in Eukaryota, Metazoa, Arthropoda, Malacostraca, Decapoda, Penaeidae. Gene Ontology annotation, molecular function: protein binding. The coding region runs from base 889 to 2892 and encodes 667 amino acids. The transcript is spliced from 6 exons.